This is a messenger RNA of Rubroshorea leprosula, 403 nucleotides long. The record is from the annotation of a GenBank genome assembly. Lineage: Eukaryota; Viridiplantae; Streptophyta; Magnoliopsida; Malvales; Dipterocarpaceae.
UCACUCGCACAGGACAGAAGGCUAACCCAAGUGCUACGGUGACAGAAUGAUCAAAACCAGAAUUUUCCAGCAAGAACCGGAGCUAGCAGGGGAAGAAGGAGCCGGCGGCAAGCUGCAAGAAACUCACGGACCGAAAAAUGCCCAGAAAUUCAAACCCACAUAGCAGCCGGCGGACAGGGGAGAAGAGCAGAGCAUAUCUGGAAUUUCCAGCAGAGGGGGGGAUUUCUGGGUUCAAGAACAAGAAGAGAAGGAGAAAAUCCCAAGCUUGGUCACCAAUUUUCUCAAAAAAUGAGUCGGUGGCUAGAGGGGCUUGGGGGGGGCUGUCGGGAGGAAGAGUCGAGAAGAAGAAGAAGAUGAGGACGAGCAAAACACGUGGCUGAGGAAAGAAAUAUCAGCCUUGAUC